AUGGCCCACACGCUAUAUUUCCCUCUUCUCCUCAUUGCUCUCUGCUCCGUAUCUGAAUGUGUUCAGCGUCAAUAUCACUUUAUAAAUGAGAUGAAGACCUGGACUGAUGCUCAGAGAUACUGCAGAGAGAAUUACACAGAUCUGGCCACUGUUGACAACAUGAACGACACAAAUGAGCUGAUGAAGAGUGUGAAUGAUGUACGUCUCUGGAUUGGUCUGCAGAGGAAAUGGCAGUGGUCUUCAGGUGAUCCUGCACUCUUUCUGAACUGGGGAAAUAAACAGCCAGAUGGCACAGAUGAGUGUGCUUUUAUGAGAAAUGGAGAGUGGCAUGAUAUGAAAUGUAGUGACACCUGGUUCUUCGUAUGUUACAACAAUAAACUGAUUGUGAUCCAGCAGAAUCUGUCUUGGUCUGAAGCUCUGAGAUACUGCAGACAGAAUCAUGUGGAUCUGGUCUCGGUUCAGUCAGUGGAGAUGCAGCGUCGUGUGACGAACGUGGUUAAACUGGCGUCUACUGAGGCGGUGUGGUUGGGUUUACACAACUUCUGCAGCAUAAACACGUGGCUCUGGGUCAGUGGAGACAUGGUGUGCUAUCAGAACUGGGCUCCAGGGAAUGGCAGCAGACCAGAAAACUGCAAACUGGAGAACAGAAAAGGAGCAGUUCAGUCUGGAGGAGAUCAGACCUGGAUCAGCCUUCCUGAAUCUCACAGACUCAACUUCAUCUGCACUAACUACUGA
Molecule: messenger RNA, 735 nt
Organism: Danio aesculapii
Lineage: Eukaryota; Metazoa; Chordata; Actinopteri; Cypriniformes; Danionidae
Product: macrophage mannose receptor 1-like
Exons: 3
Coding region: 1-735 (244 amino acids)
Source: RefSeq, a predicted model, not a curated record